UAAUUUCAUUGUUUUGUAAAUUUGAAGAAUUACAAUGGCAACUUAUGAAGACAUUAAAGACAUUCCAAAUCAUCCAGAAGCAUAUCUAAUUGAUGUUAGAAAUGCUAAUGAAUUGGAGAGUACAGGUGUUAUUCCAGCUAGCAUCAACAUUCCACUUCCUGACCUAGAUGCAGCCUUAUCAAAAUCCAAUGAAGAAUUCAAAGCCGCAUACAAUCGACCAAAGCCCAAAGAAGAUUCUUAUAUUAUUUUUAGCUGCCUUGCUGGUGGACGUGCCCAGCGUGCAGCUAAGCUUGCUAUUGAAAAUGGAUUUGUCAAUGCUAAAGCAUACAAAGGCUCUUGGACAGAAUGGGCUCAAAAGGAAGGCUUGUAAACAAACAACAAAAAAUAAUCAACAAAAAUUUGUUAUAUAAAAAUUUAAUUUUGUAUAAAAAAAACUAGCAAAUUAUGAUAUAAUCAAUAAACGAACAAAUUAUUAAUUU
Molecule: messenger RNA, 479 nt
Organism: Episyrphus balteatus (marmalade hoverfly)
Lineage: Eukaryota; Metazoa; Arthropoda; Insecta; Diptera; Syrphidae
Product: rhodanese domain-containing protein CG4456
Exons: 3
Coding region: 35-370 (111 amino acids)
Cellular component (GO): mitochondrion
Molecular function (GO): thiosulfate-cyanide sulfurtransferase activity
Source: RefSeq, a predicted model, not a curated record